Knipowitschia caucasica is the source of this 1920-nucleotide messenger RNA. The record is from the annotation of a GenBank genome assembly. NCBI's taxonomy places the organism in Eukaryota, Metazoa, Chordata, Actinopteri, Gobiiformes, Gobiidae.
AUGGCCCAUAACCCCGCCUCCACAUUGCUGCCAUUGGCCGAGAAACUGAACGGUUCGCUGAACGGUGCAAUCCCAUUGGCCGACAAGCUAAACGGAGCGAUCCCAUUGGCCGUCAAGCUGAACGACACCUCCACCCCCACUAUGCCUCCUCAGAUGCCUCCUCACAUGCCGGGUCAGAUGCCGGGUCAGAUGCCGGGUCAGAUGCCGGGUCAGUUGCCGGGUCAGAUGCCGGGUCAGAUGCCGGGUCAGAUGCCGGGUCAGAUGCCGGGUCAGAUGUCGGGUCAGAUGUCGGGUCAGAUGCCGGGUCAGAUGUCGGGUCAGAUGUCGGGUCAGAUGCCGGGUCAGAUGUCGGGUCAGAUGCCGGGUCAGAUGCCGGGUCAGAUGCCGGGUCAGAUGCCGGGUCAGAUGCCGGGUCAGAUGCCGGGUCAGAUGCCUGGUCAGAUGCCGGGUCAGAUGCCUCCUGGUCCCUGUGUCCUCUGCUCCUCCAUGCUUCCUCGUCUCCUCUCCUCGCUGCUGUCGUUGCACCAGAGGGAGAUGAAGCGUCUGAUUGGAGGAGCCAUGUCGGCGUUUGACCGGCGGCUGAGCGUGCUGGAGCGGCGUGUGAGCGGCGAGCGGGCAGGAGCACGCUCAGAGUCUGAGGGGGAGGAGCCAGUGGAUGGUGUCAGCCAAUCAGGGAAGAGGAGACGGCGGAGGGAGGAAACGAGGAGGAAACGACAGAAGAACCAAUCGGAGCAGAGCGCCCGGACAGCAGGCCAAUCAGAGGAGAGCGUGUGCAGAGUGGGCCAAUCAGAGAGCAGCGUGUGCAGAGUGGGCCAAUCAGAGAGCAGAGUGGGCCAAUCAGAGAGCAGCGUGUGCAGAGUGGGCCAAUCAGAGAGCAGCGUGUGCAGAGUGGGCCAAUCAGAGAGCAGAGUGGGCCAAUCAGAGAGCAGCGUGUGCAGAGUGGGCCAAUCAGAGAGCAGCGUGUGCAGAGUGGGCCAAUCAGAGAGCAGCGUGUGCAGAGUGGGCGGGCAGAACAGGCUCCUGACGUCGCUGGGGUUCUCACCUAUAUCCCAUGAUGCCCUGGGGCCUGUGGGGCUGUGGAGUUUCUCUAGCUCCGCCCCUCACUCCUGUCGCAGCGGAGACAUCAGAACGAUGUCGUGGCUUAUAACGUCUUCAUGCCACGCCUCCUCGCGGCAGUUGCCGUGGCGCCUGUCACUGGUCGCCGUGGAGACUGCAGUGGGCGUGUCCCUGAGCGAUGUGGUCAUGUCUCCAGAGCGCCCCCUACAGGACCACACCGCCCCAGCAUACAUCAGCUCCGAGCACAGCUACAUGAAGCCUCCUGCAGUGAGUCUGCUGAUAUCUGCCCGGCGACAGCAGAGACAUAGAGCCAAUCACAGCACUCGCAGAAGGCCCCUCCCCCUCCCUCCUGUACCAACCAAUGGGCUUACAGUGUCCCUGAAAACGGACCAAUCAGCUGCCAACACUGUUCUGCCCGGCAACAAGAGAGACGUGAAGCGUGUGUCUCAGAUUCGGAUCCGCAGAACUUCACCCAAAGAAUCAAACCUGACGCCUCUGGGACUCCCUAAAGCCAAACGGUUAAAAAAGAAGGAGUUCAGUUUGGAGGAAAUCUACACAAACAAAAACUACAGAUCUCCAUCUGCGAACAGCUCGUCUCUGGAGACCAUCUUCGAGGAGCCGCGGGAGAAGGACGGAGCGCUGCUUCUGAUUGGUCAGCAGAGACGCCGGCGCCUGCUGCACUUCCCUGAUUUCACCCAACCACGGAAGAGGAAGCGUCCAGGGGUGGGGCUUGUUGCCAUGGUGCCCAGGAAGAGGGCGGCGGCCAGGCGUGGUUGCCGCGACGAUGACUGCGACUCGGACGUGAUGCUGCUACAGCGACUGACGGCUCUGCAGGACUUUCUCCAAGACCAGGACCAGGACUGA